Molecule: messenger RNA, 1464 nt
Organism: Centruroides sculpturatus (bark scorpion)
Lineage: Eukaryota; Metazoa; Arthropoda; Arachnida; Scorpiones; Buthidae
Exons: 5
Coding region: 28-1410 (460 amino acids)
Source: RefSeq, a predicted model, not a curated record
UAUCAUUAUUUUGAAUAUAAAAGCAAGAUGUUAAAUAAAUUUAUUUUGCUCUUGUUAUUCAUAUUUACAAAAAGUUUUGGGUUUGAUAUAGGCCUAAAUAUUAAGAUAUCCGUAAGACACGAUCUUGAUAAUGGAAUAAAUAAUGAAAAUAUUAAAGAACAAAGUCAGAAAUCCAGAUCAAGCAAAAUUCUCUCGUAUAUAUUGAAAUUUAUUUUAGAAACGUCAAAACAGAUUUAUAUUUAUUUCUUAAGUGAAAUCUAUAAACAACAUGAAAAAACAUCAAACAUAACGAUUUUAGUUGAUGUUUCUGUAGAUCUAAAUUUUAUAAUCAAAACUUUAUUAAAGAAUGAAAAAAGUAUUUGUUUUAUGGAUAAACGAAAACAUUUCUCCAGUACAGAAAAUGUCUCAAAUUCCAUUUAUCCUACUACUUUUAUGCGAAAAUGGAGACGAGAUAGGAUAGAAGAUGAGAUGCUUUUAUUUAACUGGGAGCAGCAUCUGAUUGUUUCUUCCUAUGUUUCAACUAAAUUCUGUAAACAAAUAAUUAGCCUGGAAAAUCAUACGAAGAUAAAAAAUGAGGAAAGUAUAUUUAAUUUAAAAGUUGAGAAUUUAACUGCCUGCCAUCAUAAUAAUUUUAGUUUGGGAACCGAAAAUACGACCAGAAUUAAUUUAAAUUUAAGUGAUGUCGUAGAGUAUCCAAACAUGUCAUGUGAAAUAACGAAUGAAAAAUGUAUUGUUUUUACAUUCGAGAUUGCCAACAGAAAUUUAUACUUUUCGAACAUAACGGAAAGCUCUCAAAACAAUUCUAUAAAGUAUAACAACGUUUUGGAUCAUCAAGUUGCGUUACCAGUUACGCAAAAUUAUAAAAUUAUUGUAUGGAUUGGAACAAUUUUAUGUUUAUCGAUUAUUUGCUUAUGUUUUUAUUUUUUCCUGUCCAAAAUUUCGGAUCAAAAGCAAAUCUUUGAAACUAUACAAACUGGUAAUGAGGACGAACCCGAAACAACAGAGAAAGAACUUCAAAAUAACAACUUACAGCUGAAAUUAGAUUUUACGAACGUUAUGGAAGAGCUUCAGGAAACGGAAGAACAAAGUACCAACAAAUGGGAAAGCAAUUUAUUAAGCAUGUUAAAUGAGUUGGAAUCAAUUGAAAACUUAGGAGAAAGCAUAGUUUUCGACAUUCAAUCUGAAAUCGAAUCAAUAGAGCAGCUGAUGGAAAUCAUAAAAGGAAUCGACACAAAAUAUCAAUGGAUUGUAGGGAAUCAUGACAAAUUGAAGCGAUGGUUUGAAGAAUUUGUAGCUUAUAAAACUGAAAUUGAACAAAAAUUGCAACUGUUCGAAGACUGUAUUAAAAUAAAUAAAUUCGAUAAUAUAUAUAAUCGCACUUCAAUUUAUUCGACAAUAUUAGAAUCGUAGAGAGAAAUUACUUCAGAUAAAAUUUGUAUAUAAUGUUUUAGAAUAUUAUUAAUA